Aspergillus alliaceus is the source of this 1743-nucleotide messenger RNA. Its product is annotated as Zn(II)2Cys6 transcription factor domain-containing protein. Gene Ontology annotation, biological process: regulation of DNA-templated transcription. The transcript is spliced from 4 exons. The coding region runs from base 400 to 1710 and encodes 436 amino acids. The record is from RefSeq and is a predicted model, not a curated record. Gene Ontology annotation, molecular function: DNA-binding transcription factor activity, RNA polymerase II-specific; zinc ion binding. Lineage: Eukaryota; Fungi; Ascomycota; Eurotiomycetes; Eurotiales; Aspergillaceae.
ACGCUCAUUAUGGGUUGAAGAUGCUUAUCUUCUCCUUAUUCACACAGCUUAGCUCCAUACAAUCUACAGGGGUUUUUCCCCCGUAGCUAGAGAGGGUAAUCACCCGAUUGUCCACUAAGAUAUCACGCGUUGAAAAUCAAGAAGGCGGGGUAGAAUCAGGUGAUCAGAAGAUUUGGGAAGUGACUAUUACAUAUGCCCUAGGCUCCGAUGCAGGACCACUGAUCUUGUGUUGCAACCAACCCAAUCUCUAAGGGGCUAAUGUAUUUCCUAGUUAUAUCUUCGGUGAGUAAUUCAAGGCAUUUUGUGAUCUUUUUGACGUACUCAGUCAUUACACUCAAGAGCAUCCCUAAUCCUUCUCGACGUUCAGCAGCCGAGGAGCACUUUUGGUAAUAGGGCAAAAUGGUAACAAUCAUACCGCAAGACUCGAAAAAAAGUGAGGCAUCUGAAAUGCCUACUGUCCGAAUGAGACGUUGGGCUCCGAAGGUAAAGUCCGGAUGUAUUACUUGCAAAAUCCGGAAAAUCAAAUGUGAUGAAGAAAAGCCCUCCUGCCGACGCUGCACUUCGACUGGUCGCACAUGCGACGGAUAUGGUCCACGGGCUCCUUUGCUCGAGUUUUGGCAUGACCACUUCAUGCCUUUCGUACUGGAUGAACUCAAGCUCUAUUUUACAUUGGCCGACGAUGUCUUCAGCAGUGUUCCACGUCUCCUAUCCAAAGCGAGAGAGGGAUCCAGCCUGUACUCAGCCUGUAACGCCGUCGGUCGUGCGUAUAUGAUGGGUAAAACCCGGUCAGCCAAGGCUGUCUCCGAGGGAGCGAGGGCAUACGGCAACGCGCUCUCUACUCUCCGCUCGGCCAUCGGAGAUCGCAAGGAAUGCAGAAGCGAUAAUACUUUACUGGCUAUCUGGUUCCUCAGCAUGUUCGAGGUAUUUCUAGGCGCUUCUGAUCCUUCUGUCCGGGCGGACGGUACUCCUGGAUGGAAAUCCCACAACCAGGUGCUCACGCACCUGGUUUCCCUACGCGGCUCGGAAAUCUUCGCCUCUCUGAAUGGACGCCGUUUGUUUACGAUCAUCUUCAGUAAUGUGCUGGCGCACGCGCUUGUUCCCAGCCAUGAUUUUAGUGACUGUCCGACUUGGUUCAUCAAAUUUCACCAACACUGCCAACCAUCCGAAUAUCCCAUGCUUCGUGCCCAUAUUUAUACCUAUCAGUGUGCCCGUAUCAUCAGCCGUAUUCUAAGACUCAUUGACGUCGGUGACGUUGAUGAGAUGCUCUCCUGCUCAUGGUCCAUCCUGCAGGAAAUAAAUCAGGUAGAGAAAGCAACGUAUCCAUUUUCCAGCGAGGAACCAGUAACAAAAUACGAGGUUGAGCCCCUAACGGCACCCUACACGUGCCCCGAUCACACGUACCCGGGCUAUAUUGGUAUCCAGAUCACCCACACCGUGUUUCGAAUGCGACUCUCACACCAUGCCCUAUGGUUACUAGACUAUGCAUCUAGGGCGCCUAGCUGUACGCUUCAGCAGCGAGUAAUGCUAGGUAGGUUUCGCGAUCACUGCAUUGAAGAAUUGCGACUCGGCGCAAGCAAAGUUUCCCGUUUGAUGGCCAGUACUCCCAAACAUAGGAAGCUUGAUGCCCCCCAAACAGCAACAAUCUGUUUAGACUUUCACCAAUUGGCUUCGGCUAUGAGACAGGGGAAUAAUCAAAUCAUACUAUUCUAGAUCACGCAUCAGGACAAUAUUAAUACUGUUAAU